GGAGGCAGAGACGCCCGGCAGUCGGCGAGCACGGCCCGGCGGAGGAGCCGGCUGCAGCAGCAACCCCGCCCCCAGCUCGAGGGAGGGGGACCCCCGACCCCAGACCCCAGCCUCUCCGUGCGUGAGAGGGCUAGUUCCCAUCCAGCCCGCAGCCGGCAUCCCCCGGCUGCCGCGACUCCAGCUCGCCGCGCUACCAGGUCAAGUUUGGAUGCCUUUUGAGUUCAUCUCCUCCUUUCCAGAAGAUAAAUUGUGAAAUUGAAUAAUGUGGAAAGUCCUUCCCCUCUCUUUUUGUAUGUGACUUUGAGAAAAGAUUGGUAUGGUCUUAACAGCACAAGAUCAUCUCUAGAAAUUAGCGGCAGUUAUGAGUUCAGAGGAGAAGGGUGUAUCUCCUGCUCACAAAACAUCCACUCCAUCACAUAAAAGUGCCUCUUCUUCAUUGUCAUCUCAGAGGGACAGUAAGCAGAGUGCUCAUGUAUUAGAGCGAAAUAUUUCUUUUGGAAGUGCAGACCCAUCUGUAAGCAAGCAGUUGCUCGAAACUGAGUCUGUCUCUCUGUCUAAGGAACCUGACAGCUGGGAAAUCAUAGAGGGGCUGAAAAUAGGCCAGACUAAUGUCCAGAAACCAGACAAACAUGAAGGUUUCAUGCUGAAGAAAAGAAAAUGGCCUUUAAAAGGCUGGCACAAGCGCUUUUUUGUCCUGGAUAAUGGAAUGUUGAAGUAUUCAAAGUCACCAAUUGAUAUUCAGAAAGGCAAGGUACAUGGAAGCAUUGAUGUUGGCUUAUCAGUUAUGUCAAUUAAAAAGAAAGCUCGUAGAAUAGACCUUGAUACAGAAGAGCAUAUCUACCACCUGAAAGUGAAGUCCCAGGAUUCAUUUGAUGCAUGGGUAUCAAAACUGCGCCACCACAGAUUGUACCGUCAGAAUGAGAUUGUAAGAUCACCAAGGGAUGCCAGCUUUCACAUAUUCCCAUCAGCCUCUACUACAGAGUCUUCACCAGCUGCUAAUGUUGCUGUGUUAGAUGGAAAGGUUCCACAAAAUAGCUUCCCAUGGCAACCCCCCAUACCAUGUAGUAAUAGCCUUCCUGCAACAUAUACUACUGGCCAAAGUAAAGUAGUAGCGUGGUUGCAGGAUUCUGAGGAGAUGGACAGAUGUGCAGAAGAUCUUGCACACUGCCAAUCAAACCUUGUGGAACUUAGUAAGCUUCUUCAAAAUUUAGAAAUUCUACAGAGGACUCAGUCGGCACCAAACUUCACAGACAUGCAGGCUAACUGUGUAGAUAUUUCAAAGAAAGACAAGCGGGUCACAAGACGAUGGAGAACAAAAAGUGUCAGCAAAGAUGCAAAAAUACAACUUCAGGAAGGGCCAGCGCUGAAGGGCCAGUUCAGCACAACACGACGCCGGCAGAGACUAGCAGCAGCUGUGGCUACAACAGUCCCUUUCAGUGCUACAAUGUCACCGGUUCGCCUGCACUCAUCCAACCCCAAUCUUUGUGUAGACAUCGAAUUUCAGACUCCCCCAAGCCAGGUAGCUGACCCCUUGGAAUGUUCCAUGGAGUACAUCAAACUUCAAGAAGAGUUUUGCCUCAUGGCACAGAAAGUUCAUUCUCUUUUGAAGUCUGCCUUUAACAGCAUAGCUAUUGAGAAGGAAAAGCUUAAGCAGAUGGUUUCAGAACAGGAUGUUACAGGCCACAAUUCACAAAUAACACGCCUCAGACAAUCACUUUCUCAGGCUCUCAACCAGAAUGCUGAACUAAGGAGUCGCUUGAACAGAAUACAUUCUGAGUCUGUUAUUUGUGAUCAGGUUGUCAGUGUAAAUAUUAUCCCUAGUCCCGAUGAGACUGGUGAACAAAUCCAUGUCAGUCUCCCAUUGUCUCAGCAAGUUUCUAAUGAGAGCAGGCUCUCUAUGUCCGAAUCUGUCUCUGAAUUCUUUGAUGCACAGGAAGUGCUUUUGUCGGCAAGCUCAUCAGAAAAUGAGGCUUCUGAUGAUGAAUCCUAUAUCAGUGAUGUGAGUGAUAACAUAUCUGAGGACAACACCAGUGUCGCAGACAACGUUUUCCGACAAAUUCUUAAUGGUGAGCUAGCAGGAGGUGCAUUCCGGAAUGGACGUCGGACUUGUCUCCCAGCUCCCUGUCCUGAUACCAGUAAUAUCAAUCUGUGGAAUAUUUUGAGAAAUAAUAUUGGCAAAGAUCUCUCCAAAGUCUCCAUGCCAGUUGAGCUAAAUGAACCUCUUAAUACUUUACAACAUCUUUGUGAAGAACUGGAAUACAGUGAACUCUUGGACAAAGCUGCUGAAACUGAUGAUCCGUACGAACGCAUGGUUCUCAUAGCUGCCUUUGCAGCUUCAGGGUAUGCCUCCACUUACUACAGAGCAGGAAGCAAGCCAUUCAAUCCAGUGCUUGGUGAGACUUAUGAAUGUAUUAGGGAAGACAAAGGGUUCCGAUUUUUCUCAGAGCAGGUUAGCCACCAUCCACCCAUUUCUGCCUGUCACUGUGAAUCAAAGAAUUUUGUGUUUUGGCAAGAUAUCAGAUGGAAAAAUAAGUUCUGGGGGAAAUCAAUGGAAAUCCUGCCAAUUGGAACACUGAAUGUGACUUUUCCAAAGUAUGGAGAUUACUAUGUGUGGAACAAAGUCACCACCUGCAUACACAACAUCCUUAGUGGAAGGAGAUGGAUAGAGCAUUAUGGAGAAAUAACAAUCAGAAACACAAAAAGCAGUGUUUGUAUUUGUAAGCUCACAUUUGUCAAGGUGAAUUAUUGGAAUUCAAAUGUAAAUGAAGUCCAAGGGGUUGUCAUGGACCAAGAAGGAAAGGUGGUGCAUCGCCUCUUUGGAAAGUGGCAUGAAGGGCUAUACUGUGGGGUUGCACCUUCAGCAAAAUGUAUAUGGAGGCCAGGCUCCAUGCCAACCCACUAUGAACGUUAUUAUGGCUUUACAAGGUUUGCUAUUGAACUCAAUGAGUUAGAUCCUGUAUUGAAAGAUAUUCUUCCAACAACAGAUGCACGAUUCAGGCCAGAUCAGAGACUUUUGGAAGAAGGAAAUGUAGAAGCAGCAGCCACAGAAAAGCAAAGAAUAGAGGAACUCCAGAGAAGUCGAAGGCGAAACAUGGAGGAGAAUAACAUUGAAUACAAACCAAAAUUUUUUAAAAAAGUUAUCGAUGCCAAUCAAAGAGAGAGCUGGGUUUCUAAUGACACCUAUUGGGAACUGCGAAAGGAUCCUGGCUUUAGUAAAGUAGAAACCCCCAUACUCUGGUAAACUGAGAAUGUAGAUCUAAUAAACAUAUCACUCUCUGAAGAAAAAAUUAAUAACUAUGCACAAUAUGUUUCUUAUAGCUAAGUGUGGUUUGUGAGUCUACAGAAAACCUACCAUUCGCUUUUAUAUUCAUCUUUAUAAUGGACUUUCGAAAGUGCAUUAGACCAGGUCCCUGACCACUUUUGGAUCCUUUUUAUUUUGCAGCAGCCAUUUAAAAAUAACCUUUAAAGUUUCAUGUAUUAAAAAUGCAAAAGAAAGGAAGCAGAUUUGUUAUCCAGAGUUGCUCGGAAGAGGUUGUAAUACACAAAACUGCAACUGGUGCUUAAAACAAACAUUGAGAGUAACAACAAACAAACAAAAUGAAAGAGAAAACAUUUUGUUCUAACUCAUUUUGUUAAAAACUCUUGUGUUACAACAGUCUUAUCAUUUCCGGCUUAAGGCUAGUCCUUUAGGGUAUGUCUACACUACGGGAUUAUUCCGAUUUUACAUAAACCGGUUUUGUAAAACAGAUUAUAUAAGGUCGAGUGCACGCGGCCACACUAAGCACAUUAAUUCGGUGGUGUGCGUCCAUGUACCGAGGCUAGCAUCGAUUUCUGGAGCGUUGCACUGUGGGUAGCUAUCCCGUAGCUAUCCCAUAGUUCCCGCAGUCUCCCCUGCCCAUUGGAAUUCUGGAUUGAGAUCCCAAUGCAUGAUGAUGCAAAAACAGUGUCGCAGGUAAUUCUGGGUAAAUGUCAUCACUCAAUCCUUCCUCCGUGAAAGCAACAGCAGACAAUCAUUUCGCACCUUUUUUCCCUGGAUUGCCCUGGCAGACGCCAUAGCAUGGCAACCAAGGAGCCUGUUUUGCCUUUUGUCACUGUCACCGUAUGGGUAUUGGAUGCUGCUGACAGAGGCAGUACUGCAGUGCUACACAGCAGCAUUCAUUUGCCUUUGCAAGGUAGCAGAGAUAGUUAGUAUCCCUAUUGCACCAUCUGCCAUUGUAAAUUGGCGAUGAGAUGACGGUUAUCAAUCAUUUUGUACUGUUUGCAAUUGGAAAUUGGUGAUGACGGUUAUCAAUCAUUUUUUACUGUCUGCUGCUGUCUUGGGUGCUCCUGGCUGGCCUCGCUGAGGUCAGCGGGGGUGCAUGGACAAAAAUGGGAAUGAGUCCCUGGGUCAUUCCCUUCUUUAUGUUUUGUCUAAAAAUAGAGUCAGUCCUGCCUAGAAUAUGGGGCAAGUCUACUAGAGAGCCAGAGAGCACAGCCGCUCCGGGUCAGAGCCCCAGAGAUCCCGCAGAAAUGAUGAGCUGCAUGCCAUUCUAGGGGGUGCCCCUGCAACAACCCCACCCGUUGCUUCCCUCCUCCCACACCCCUCCUGGGCUACCGUGGAAGUGUCCCCCCAUUUGUGUGAUGAAGUAAUAAAGAAUGCAGGAAUAAGAAACACUGACUUUUUAGCAAGAUAAAAUGAGGGGGAGGCCGCUCCAGCUGCUAUGAUAGUCCAGGCAGGACAUUAAAGGGUGGUGGGGAGAGGAGCGCAGCCUCCCGCUGCUAUGAUAGUCCAGGGAGUACAGAAUCUUUUCUUUAGACAUGAAAGGGGGCGGGGGCUGAUGGAGCUCAGGCUCCAGUUGCUAUGAUGAGGACGGUUACCCAGCAUGUCGUACCGUAUGCCAGGAAUGACAGGGAGUCAUUCCCAUUUUUACCCAGGCGCCCCUGGCUGACCUCAUCAAGGCCAGCCAGGAGCACUCACGGGCUGAUGAUGGUUUUCCACCAUUUUGUACCAUCUGCCAUCAGGAAAGGAAGGGGAGGGGAUGCUGCUGUUCAGCACCACAUCUGCCAGCAGCAUGCAGUAGACAUACAGUGACAUUGAAAAAUGGCAAGAAAUGAUUUUUUUCCCUUUUCUUUCACGGGAGGAGGGGGGAUAAAUUGACGACAUAUACCCUGAACCACCCCGGACAAUGUUUUUGACCCUUUUGGCUGAGCUCCCAAUGCCUAGAACACAAAUGCUUUUCGGGGACUGUGGGAUAGCUGGAGUCCUCAGUCCCCCCUCCCUCCCUCCAUGACCGUCCCUUCGAUUCUUUGGCUUUCCGUUACGCUUGUCACGCAGCACUGUGCUGAGUCCCUGCUGUGGCCUCUGUCUAUCAUAGCCUGGAGAUUUUUUCAAAUUCUUUGUCAUUUCGUCUUCUGUAACGGAGCUCUGAUAGAACAGAUUUGUCUCCCCAUACAGCGAUCAGAUCCAGUAUCUCCCGUACGGUCCAUGCUGGAGCUCUUUUUGGAUUUGGGACUGCAUGGCCACCCGUGCUGAUCAGAGCUCCACGCUGGGCAAACAGGAAAUGCAAUUCAAAAGUUUGCGGGGCUUUUCCUGUCUACCUGGCCAGUGCAUCCGAGUUCAGAUUGCUUUCCA
Messenger RNA from Gopherus flavomarginatus (Mexican gopher tortoise), 5611 nucleotides. RefSeq names its product oxysterol binding protein like 6 (gene OSBPL6). The transcript is spliced from 25 exons. Lineage: Eukaryota; Metazoa; Chordata; Testudines; Testudinidae. Bases 362 to 3241 code for a protein of 959 amino acids. Gene Ontology annotation, cellular component: cytosol; perinuclear endoplasmic reticulum; plasma membrane. Gene Ontology annotation, molecular function: cholesterol binding. The record is from RefSeq and is a predicted model, not a curated record.